Messenger RNA from Plasmopara halstedii, 301 nucleotides. RefSeq lists its product as uncharacterized. NCBI's taxonomy places the organism in Eukaryota, Oomycota, Peronosporomycetes, Peronosporales, Peronosporaceae. The annotation marks the transcript as partial. The transcript has a single exon. The record is from RefSeq and is a predicted model, not a curated record.
AUGGCGCGGAAAUGGUUCCAGCUCGUGGACGAGAACGGCAAUGACCUGAUGUCGGCUGACGCCGUUGUCGUGGAUAUCGAAGAUGUUGCUGCUUUAAGAGAUGCGGUGAAGGCCAAGUGUCCGAACAAACUCGCUAACGUUGAUGCGGCCCACCUCACCGUCUUUGAUGCGAACGGUGUGGCAUUGCCGUGGUCAUCAUCAUCAGUAAGUAAGUCUGGAGAGGAUGAAGACAAUGCGAUCAUUGUGCAAGUACCUCCGCGAGCAGCUGUACUCGAACCAAACUUACUGCAAAUUAUUUUGC